GCGCUGUGCAUCGAUGGGUUGCCGGGUGGUUACUACUUCCGCGCGGGCGCUGCGACGACCAAGUGGUACAUCCACCACGAGGGCGGCGGCUGGUGCCAGAUGGAGCGGCCCUACGAGAGCUGGCCCAACGACAACUGCGCCGCGCGCCGGUCGACGCGGCUCGGCUCGCUCGAGGGCGACCCCGCGGCCGCGGACUGGACGUCGACGACGGGCUGCGCGGGCUGCUCCGACGACGCGGCCAUCAACCCGUUGAUGCACGACUGGAACAACGUCUACGUUCGCUACUGCGACGGCGGCUCCUUCUCCGGGACCGCCGACGUCGCCGCGCCCAACGGCACGCUCUACUUCCGGGGCAAGCGCGUCCUUCGGGCCGUCGUCGACUCCCUGAUGGCGCGCGGCCUCGGCGCGGCGACGGACGUGGUCGUCGGCGGGUCGUCUGCCGGCGGCUUAGCCGUCAUUCUGCACCUGGACUACUGGCGGUCGAGGCUCCCGCGGACCGCGACGGUCGUAGGAUUGGCCGAUUCGGGAUUCUUUCUCGACUGGAAACAAAACGGCACGUCGGCGCACUCCUACGACGAAGACCUGAGGUGGGGCUUCGAGCACAUGCGCUACGACGUCGACUGCGACGCCGGCGCCGACUGCGCGUUCGCCGAGCACGCGCUGGCGCGCGUCCGAACGCCCGUCUUCCUGCUCCAGACCACCUACGAUUCGUGGCAAUUGCAA
Messenger RNA from Aureococcus anophagefferens, 723 nucleotides. RefSeq lists its product as hypothetical. The annotation marks the transcript as partial. Gene Ontology annotation, molecular function: hydrolase activity. The record is from RefSeq and is a predicted model, not a curated record. The transcript has a single exon. Lineage: Eukaryota; Pelagophyceae; Pelagomonadales; Pelagomonadaceae.